AUGUCAAAAACAAACUACAAAUCAAAUCCAAGAAACUUCAAUCUAAUUCUGAUACAUAAUAUUGAAUAACACAGAUAUAAGCCAAGCUAUUAGCGAUAAAAAGAAAUAUCAAAGCAAAAUGAAACUCUUGUCACAAACAUGAUUAAAAUUCAUAGCAGAACUAACCAGCAUGAUGUUUAAUAGGAAACGAAGUUGACAUAUUUCAAUCAAUUCGAGCAAUAGUAAUUAGCCUAUAAGAGGGCCACUCGAAUUGUUGAAAGAAGGUCUUAGUCAAAGGACAAAGCCAUAAGUAGACUGGGAGCAAAUAAUUCUAAACUUGACUUAAACUCUUCAAUCCGCUCACAAAAAUCAGUCAAAAGCUUUUAACCUCAGAAUUAGGCUUAGACUCCUACAACGAAGAAAUUCUCGACCUUGUAACCUUAAUAAAGUAAUCUAAAAAUACGAAACAAAAGUGCUUUAUCUACAUCUUCAACAACAUAGAGGUUAAAGGGUCAAAAUAGUAUUCUGAUAGUUGAUUAGUCAGCAAGUAGGUCAAAUUAGAAACAGCAAAAGUCAUAAUCAUUUCUUGCAGACCAGAAGUCCUUUAAUACUACCCUAAAUAGGACAAUAAAUCAGAAUGAUCGCUCUAAAUCAUCAAUAAGAAGCAGCAAUUCCAAGUAGUCAAAUCUUUCUCUUAAACGCCCUAUUAGACCUGUAUUAAAGCCUCUAAAUCUCAAAUCAAAUAAGUUAAGCAAUACUAUGAGAAGUAAAAGUACCUAGAAUAAAUAGUUUAAAAUUCGAUCUAAAACACCAUUGAAUGUGACAGAAUAAAGAAAACAGCAAAUUCUCAAGAGCUUAAACGAUACCAAAUACAUGCUUGAACAACACUAAAUUGAAGAAAACCUGAAAUUUAAUUAAUUCGCAAUGACAAAUGCUUUCACAUACUUAAAAAAUAACCACAAACUGGACAGAAAGCAAAUCCUUAAGAAGAACAAAUAAGAAAUAUUUAUGGAAUGCGAUAAAAUAGAAUAAUCAAUGAAAAGCAUAAAAUUAGCAUGA
Stylonychia lemnae is the source of this 1038-nucleotide messenger RNA. NCBI's taxonomy places the organism in Eukaryota, Ciliophora, Spirotrichea, Sporadotrichida, Oxytrichidae. The record is from the annotation of a GenBank genome assembly.